AUGGCUUUGACCAAUCAGGUAGUGAUACAACAACGUGAUUGUUAUCCAAAUGAAACACCAAUAUUCAUACAUACGGCUGCAUCGACAAGUGGAAAAUAUUUCAAUCGUCGUCAAGUAAUACGUCGUACAUGGGCACGUGAAGCAUACAAAUAUAAAAUGCGCAUUUUAUUCGUCAUGGGUGUACCACGUGAUUUAUCCAUAGAAAGAUCAUUGAAAAUGGAAGCCGAUAAAAAUCAUGAUAUUCUGCAAUUCAAUUUCAUUGAAGACUACUAUAAUCUAACAUUGAAAGCAAUAUCAUUACUGAAAUGGUCAUAUCGUCAUUGUAGUAAUAGUCCGUAUAUGGUGAAAACCGAUGAUGAUGUUGUACUGAAUAUGCCAAUGCUCUAUCAAUUGGUUCGGCAACGGAAAAUUCCAUCCGGUCUUACCGGUUUGGUCAUGACUACGCCAGCUAAUCGUGAAAAUGGCCACAAAUGGCAUAUGCCUGAACAUCUUUAUCCAAAGGAUUCAUAUGAAUUUCUUGCUGGUUUCUCAUAUCUAUUGUCGAUGGAUAAAUUGAAAAGUUUUCUUAAAACCAUCAUCACAUAUCCUGGUCCGAUUCUGGAUAUCGAUGAUCUAUUCCUUACCGGCAUUGUUGCUGAUUAUGGAAAAAUACGACGCAAUAAUAGUUUUCGUUUUAAAUUUUUUUGCGGUACCGAUGUUUGCACAAUGGAAACAUCAUUAGCAAUGCAUGCAUGUCCUAGUGCCAAGAAUAGUGAAUAUAUGUAUCGUUUCUGGAAAAAUGCUGAUCGUCUUUCCUGUUAUCGUCAUUUCCGUUUAAGCCGUUCAUAUCGCCGUCGUAGACCAAGAAGUAUUUCGACAACAACAACAACAACAACCGAACAUAUAUCCAAUGAUCAAAUUAUAGCCAAUUAUACUGAUUAUCUUAUCGAUAGUCAUCAAUUGAUUGGUUUCAAAUUUCGUCAACCAUAA
Molecule: messenger RNA, 969 nt
Organism: Dermatophagoides farinae (American house dust mite)
Lineage: Eukaryota; Metazoa; Arthropoda; Arachnida; Sarcoptiformes; Pyroglyphidae
Source: RefSeq, a predicted model, not a curated record